Messenger RNA from Electrophorus electricus (electric eel), 2278 nucleotides. It is a transcript of the gene dcn, whose product is annotated as decorin. The record is from RefSeq and is a predicted model, not a curated record. NCBI's taxonomy places the organism in Eukaryota, Metazoa, Chordata, Actinopteri, Gymnotiformes, Gymnotidae. Gene Ontology annotation, molecular function: protein binding.
CUCACCCCUAUCCCUCCCUCAUUCUACUCUUUUUUUCCUCUUUUUCCCUCUCUCUGACUGUUCCCUUUUUUCUUGUCUUCCAACAAGCUUUUCGGAACGCUGCACGUGGGGAACACACCUGCUUGCUCUUGGCCGUGUGUGCUCACACAGUGAUCUGCGUUUGGCCUGCUGUCCUGCUGCAUCCAUCCCUCUCUGGAUUUGCGGGCAUUCGUGUGCAAGUUGUGCCGCUUUCUGCAAACACAGCACAGGUCACUGACAACAUGAGGCUGGCCUGUCUCAUCCUGCUCCUGGUGUCUGUGUGCUGGGCCCUCCCCUUCUAUCAGUCUGGAUUCCUGGACUUCAUGAUGGAGGACGAGCCUGGCUCAGCGAUGUUCCCAGAUCUUACCCCGCCAGAGGGGCCAGUUCUGCCUAGAAUGCCUCUGGAGCCAGUGUGCCCCUUCAGGUGCCAGUGUCAUCUCCGUGUGGUCCAGUGCUCAGAUCUUCGGUUGGAGAAUGUUCCAGAAAAUAUUCCCAAUGACGCCACUCUGCUGGACCUUCAAAACAACAAAAUCAGAGAGAUCAGAGAGAAUGACUUCAAAGGACUCAGAGGGCUUCAUGCUCUCAUCUUGGUAAAUAACAAGAUCACUACCAUUCACACCAAAGCUUUUGCUCCUCUGGUCAACCUGGAGAGGCUCUACCUCUCCAAGAACCUGUUGAAGGAUGUUCCCCCUAACAUGCCCAAGAGCCUGCAGGAGCUACGCAUCCAUGAGAACAAGAUCACCAAGAUUAAGAAGGCCACCUUCACUGGACUCCCCAAUAUUCUCGUUAUGGAACUUGGCUCCAAUCCUUUGGCUGGUUCGGCAGUGGAUGGAGGGGCUUUUGCAGAUCUGAAGAGGGUCUCCUACAUCCGUAUUGCUGACACCAACAUCACUAGCAUCCCCAAAGGUCUUCCAAGCUCCCUGUCAGAACUUCACCUGGAUGGGAACAAAAUCACCAAGGUUACAGCUGAGAGCCUUAAAGGUCUCAAGAACCUAGCCAAGCUGGGCUUGAGCCAUAAUGAGAUCAGCGUUGUGGAGAAUGGCUCAUUGGCCAACAUGCCACACCUGAGGGAGCUUCACCUGGACAACAACGCUCUGACCAUUGUACCUACUGGCCUGCCCGAGCACAAAUACAUACAGGUGAUUUAUCUCCAUGCCAACAAGAUAGGCACUGUGGGAACGGAAGACUUCUGCCCGCCUAGCUACAACACCAAGAAGGCUAUGUAUUCUGGUAUCAGCUUGUUCAGCAACCCCGUGCCUUACUGGGAGGUUCAACCAAUCACCUUCCGCUGCGUCUUCGAUCGCUCCGCCAUUCAGCUUGGCAACUACAGGAAGAAGUAGAGCAUCCAAUCAGAGUGCCUGAUCACUGUUGUCAUCCCGCCCCCUUUCAACAGCACUUCAAGUGUCUAACUCAAUUCGAAUAUCAUAACAGCUGACUCGAAAUGUGUUUUGAGUAUACUAAGCUGACACAACAUACAGGAAAUUUGCUACAUAAAGUAAUUCAGUAAUUUUCAAAAUUGUAUUGGCAAAACUGGGAACUAACCUCAAGUAAAACAUAAUGUCAAAUAACUUGCAUGUACACAAAAGCCAACGAAAUAGCUGAACACAUGGGGUUUCUCUUACGCGUCCAUAUAGUGCUACUGGAAACUUGUGUUAAACAGAGUAGAAGAAUUUCAAUGAUUUUUACCACUUAGAAUAACCAAGUGCACAUACACACUUACACAUGCCCUCUGACUCAAAGGAAUGUGAUUGACAGAAAAAAAAGGGAAAAAAAAAGAUUUUGAUAUAUAUACACAGAAGAUCCACUCCUGGCCCACUGGAUCUUUGGGACUGUUUCCAUUUUCUAAACUGGACUCGAUGCCAAGGCAGAGCCCGCUGAGCGGGCAGCAAUGGGUGCACAUGUGCCAGUGUGCCAGUGUGCCCUGGAGAACACUUUAGUAUGGUAUAGUAGAUGUACUCACCCACUAUCAUCUGUGUACUAGUAGCUGUGUCCAAAGUGUACUAUCAAAACCACACUUUAUGUCCAAGCGGUGUCUUUUCUCCUUUACAGUAACCACGUGUCAUGAGCUGUCUUGUUGCAGUAUUUUCUUCUAUUUGCUUCAGAUGUUGUUUUUCUUUUAUUUUUUAAUUGUGUUUAUUUUCAUCCUAAACCCCACUUUCAUGUAACAUAAGAUAGACAACGCAGCCAAGGUGAACAUAGCUCUUUAAGAUGUAGAAUAAAAUCUAUUGUCUUUUUAAUAGAAGCAAUUCCCAAAGACUUA